UUGUCAUAACAUAAUCUGUAGCGAAGUGAAAAAGUAAUACGGAGUAAGUAGAAGGAGCGAGGCAGCCUCCGCCCAAAUUGUCAAAGGUCGGGGCAAAUUAAGGAUGGCGAAACCAGUUGGCGAUUCGCGCAGCAACAGAGCUGCUGUUCAGGCCACAAACGACGACGCUUCCGCUAGCAAACUGUCAUGCGUGAAAAAAGGAUACAUGAAAGAUGAUUAUGUUCAUCUCUUUGUUAAAAAGGAGCUGAGGCGAGCUCCCAUUAUUAAUCGUGGUUAUUUUGCCCGCUGGGCUGCUCUUCGCAAGAUGCUCUAUCAAUUUCUCGAUUCUGAGGAUGGAAAUAUGAAGAAGCAGAUACUCUCACUUGGAGCUGGCUUCGACACUAUGUUUUUUCAGUUGCACGAUGAAGGAAAAGCUCCUUAUCUUUACGUGGAACUGGAUUUCGCUGAGGUAACAAGUAAGAAGGCAGCUCUUAUUGAAACAUAUAGUCAGUUGAGGGAUAAAGUUGGCGAAACAGCAUCAAUCUCCUCAGAAAAGGGGGAAGUCCAUAGUGAUCAUUACAAAUUGCUGCCUGUAGAUUUGCGCAACAUAGACAAUUUAAAUGAUAUUAUAGCCCAAGCAAAUUUAGACCCCAGUUUGCCAACAUUUAUAAUUGCAGAAUGCGUUCUUAUAUAUUUGGAUCCUGAUUCAAGCCGUGCUAUUGUUGGAUGGGCUGCAAGAACCUUUUCCACGGCAAUAUUUUUCUUGUAUGAGCAGAUCCAUCCGGAUGAUGCUUUUGGCCAGCAAAUGAUUCGGAAUUUGGAGAGCCGAGGCUGUGGACUAUUAGGAAUUUAUGCUACACCCACUUUACAAGAGAAAGAAAAUCUAUUUGUUGAUCAAGGAUGGCAGGUCUUAAAGCUUAGAAGAGAAUUAAUGACUAGCUUCCUUGUAAAGUAGGACCCGGAAGAGAAUAAAAGUGUGUAGCCCUGGUAAGUUAUUUGGAAGACGGAGGAUCCAAGCAAAGUUACUUGCUUUGGUUGGAUUGUGAUGCAUGAAGCAUGUUUGGCACAGGAAAAUGUGCAAAGAAAGGGUUUUUACUUUUUUUUUUUUUUUUUGAUAAGGUGUGAAAGGGUUUUAACCUAUGCAGCUGGUGCUGCUUUUGUAAAGAAAAUGGGAAGACAGUUAAUCAUUUACUAUUGUGUUGCAAUUUUAUUUGGAAAAUAUGGUGUAUGUUCUUGGACUUACAUGGGAUUCAUUGGUGAUGCCUGUCAACAUCAAGCAAACUUUGUGCAGCUGGCAAGGGCAACCUUUAAGAAAAAAAGCAGAAAAAGAUUUAGUUGUGCAUUCCUUUUUGUAUUAUGUGGACAAUAUGGCUGGAAAGAAAUUGAAGGUGCUUUUAUGGAAGGGAGGAAAAUGUCAGUUCUGGUAAAAAUAGAUGUAUUUAGAACCUAAAAAUGUGGUGUAGUGCUUCUUUUGAUUUUGAAGUUGAUGUGAUGCUUGAUUUCCUAGAAUCCCUUCAGGUUUGAGGGAUCUGCAUCCAGUUUGAUACUUUUUGUAAUGCUGCAGUACCAUCUUGGUACUGGCUGACAGUUUUCUAAAAUAAAAUUCACCUUGUACUAAUCAAAAGAAAAAAGUAGGAAUACCAUCCAAUAGGAUAGAUAAGGCUAAUGAGUGAUCUCGUUAUCCAUUUAGUAUUAAGCUAUAGCAGGUUAGAUGAAAAGUGCAUGCAUUAGUUGCCUCUGAACUUCAUUAGUUGUAGGCUCAAGCAUUUUAACUUCCUAUUUGCAAUCACUGAUAAUUUGAACGAUUACAGGUGCUGAAGCUCUAGCUAAUUAAUUGUUUAUAUGACAAAGCACACAUGCAAUU
Molecule: messenger RNA, 1843 nt
Organism: Lycium barbarum (goji berry)
Lineage: Eukaryota; Viridiplantae; Streptophyta; Magnoliopsida; Solanales; Solanaceae
Product: leucine carboxyl methyltransferase 1 homolog
Exons: 10
Coding region: 104-934 (276 amino acids)
Biological process (GO): methylation
Molecular function (GO): methyltransferase activity
Source: RefSeq, a predicted model, not a curated record